Messenger RNA from Suillus subalutaceus, 1638 nucleotides. RefSeq lists its product as uncharacterized. The record is from RefSeq and is a predicted model, not a curated record. Gene Ontology annotation, molecular function: cysteine-type deubiquitinase activity. Lineage: Eukaryota; Fungi; Basidiomycota; Agaricomycetes; Boletales; Suillaceae. Gene Ontology annotation, biological process: protein deubiquitination. Bases 1 to 1317 code for a protein of 438 amino acids. The transcript is spliced from 6 exons.
AUGGGCCCAUCGAAGAAAUCCCAGAGACGUGCUAAAGCACCAUUGCCAAUGAGGUCGCGCACGACAAGAUCCAAGGGGAGACCCAUAACAGAUCCAGAACAGAACACUCAGCUUCUUACGGAGCAACUUCGCUCGCAGGGUCUCUACGCUGCACAAACAGUGGGCGAUGGCAAUUGCCUAUUUCGGGCUCUUUGUGAUCAAUUCUAUGGUUCGCCGUCGCAGCACCUCCAGCUGCGCAAAGAUAUAUGCGACUGGAUCGAGAGCCAUGCGCAGCGCUAUCAGCCCUUUUGUGAGGAUGAGCGCGGACUAAGCGCCCAUUUGAGGUGCAUGCGAGAACAAGGCACUUAUGGCGGGCACCUUGAACUUUCUGCAUUUGCGCAUUUUGCGCGAAGGAAUGUCAAGGUUAUCCAGCCUGGAUUGGUAUAUGUCAUCGAGUGGAAGGCGGGCGCCGAGAACGAUGACCAGUCGUCAUCUCAAGAUAACGAGCGAGAUGCGCGGAGGAAGAGGAGGCAGCAGCAGCGCGAUGAAAUGAACGAAUCUCAGGAGUCAGAGGGGACGAUAUAUGUGGCAUAUCAUGACUGGGAACAUUUUUCUUCGAUACGAAACUUGAGAGGGCCGCACACUGGUCUUCCCGAGAUUUGCGAGCUACCCGCCGAUGCAGUACCGCCUGCCGCUUCGCCUGUCAAGAAGAAACUAGUCUCCCGGGGCAAAGCCAAAUCUGAUCCCAAGAAUUUUCCCAAGAAUAGUCCAAUCGACAGUAUUAGAUUGAAUCGUGAAAAUACACCACCAACACCUGCCCAUGUCCCACUCCCCAUAUCCCGCUCCCCCUCACCACUUUCUUCCACUGAUUCCUUGAGCAUUGAGGCGGACUCGUUCCUUCCCGUCCCCGGUCAGCCGACCGGCACCCAUCGGCCUUUCACGUCGAGCAUUAGAGCUCAUCGGUCACCUAAGCGUUCCUUCGACGAAUCGUCUGGAUCUCAAGUCAAGGCAGAUGAUGAUAUGGAUGACUCGACACCUGACCUCUCCACCCCUGGCUCCUCCGCAGAAUCCAGCCGUUCAUCAUCUGCUGUUUCAUCUCCGCUUCCUAGUACCCCUCCCGCAUGUAACACACCGCCUCCCGAAACCCAGAAACCCCUUACUCGACGCCAGCGUAAGGCUCUCGGGCUUCCAAAGUCACGCACUGCGUAUAUGAGCGCAGGAAAGAUUGUCAUUCCUGGCGGGAAAUUCAAGAAAGCUUCCAAAGCGGCUGAUGAGGAAUGGCAGACGAAUGGCACCGGGCGGCUUGACGUGCGCGGAUUCCGCGAGCUCAAGAUCUAGCCUUUACGCAUCAUCAAAGUCCCCACCACGAAUCUGCACGCAUAUUUUUACGCCCCUUCAUCUAGAACAUUGGUCAUAUCCACGCAGUGAUACCCAACAUAUAUCAUAAUUUGCAUUCUCAUCAUUCACUCCCCCAUCCACGAAUAUGUUUACGGCAGUUCUGGUGACCUGGUGCGGCGUCAUUUCUGUGUUACUGUGUCGCGUACGAGCACUUGGAGACUUCAUAGAAGUUCGGACAUCUGCACCGCUGUAUUUUAGCGAAUCGCAUAUGUAAGCGGAGUGUUAUUAUGACGCUUACAGUCACUUGCGUAUUCAUGUACU